Messenger RNA from Ilex paraguariensis (yerba mate), 594 nucleotides. Lineage: Eukaryota; Viridiplantae; Streptophyta; Magnoliopsida; Aquifoliales; Aquifoliaceae. The record is from the annotation of a GenBank genome assembly.
AUGAGAAGAGAGGCAAGACCCAGGAUGAUGGAUGCAUCACGAGCAUGGAUGACGAUGUNCUCCAUAGGUGGCUCCAUGGUGGAAGCCUUAACGAAUGAGAAGAGAGGCAAGACCCAGGAUGAUGGAUGCAUCACGAGCAUGGAUGACGAUGUUAGUAGAGAGAGCAAGAGGGCGCCAGGCAAGGUCGCGCAGGGGAAGACCUCAAAUAGGAGCUCCAUAGGUGGCUCCAUGGUGGAAGCCUUAACGAAUGAGAAGAGAGGCAAGACCAAGGAUGAUGGAUGCAUCACGAGCAUGGAUGACGACGUUAGUAGAGAGAGCAAGAGGGCGCCAGGCAAGGUCGCGCAGGAGGCUUGGGCAAUGCCAAGGGACAGCAAGGCUGUUCGGUGCGACGCCAGGGAGGCUUGGACAAGGCAUGAGCGACACUUGGGAGGCCUGGGCGAGAACACCAAGAUAGUCUGGGCGACGCCCUCGUAUGCAGAGAGAAAGGCGUUGGGUGACGCCCUUGCUGGGCACUGGGAUGUAGGCGACGCCCAUGGUGCAGCGGUCUGGGCGACGCCUUGGAGUAGUGAUCUGGGCGAUGCCAAGAUGUUCUAG